AUGGCGACAACCGGUUCUGGAAGUGGCUCGUCAUUGCCACCGAAUUUCUUCUUGACCCCGCAACAGCAGAAUCUUCUCUUCACGGCUCUCAACGCGAACAAGCAGCAGCAGGCGAAUGCAAAGACGGGCCUCUCGCUGUCCCCGACUUCUUUCAAGACGAAUCCGCUUCAGAGCCUUGACGGCGCUGCAUUCCAGGAAAGCCCCUUCCUCGACAACUACGACUACGACUUUGGUGACUCCAGUUUUGAUUUUUCAUUUGCCAACGAUGCCGCCCAAGCCAGCAUGAUUGGCGAUGUUCCGGAUAGUGCCAUGAGCGCCAAGUCCGACUCGACUGAAACUGACAGCCCCGAAAAGAGGAGCCAUCCUGAUGAUGAGGAUGACGACGCCAGCCCUGGCAACGAGUCCAAGAGGCAUGAAGGAUCCGACAAAGUCCCCAAGAAGCCUGGCCGUAAGCCGCUCACUUCAGAGCCAACUUCGAAGCGCAAGGCUCAGAACCGAGCUGCUCAGCGUGCCUUCAGAGAGAGGAAGGAGAAGCAUCUCAAGGAUCUUGAGACCAAGGUUGAGGAGUUGGAGAAGGCUUCGGAAGCCGCCAACCAUGAGAACAGCAUGCUUCGUGCUCAAGUUGAGCGUAUCACUGCGGAGCUCAACCACUACAAGACGAGGAUUUCUAUUCCUACUCCCAAGUCAUCUGUCCCGACUGCCCGUGCCCAGCCCUUUGGUAGCGCAGCCAUCAACAACAUCAAUGAUGUGAGCUUUCAGUUUGAGUUCCCCAAGUUCGGAACCCUGCCUGGUCCCGCUCCUGCCAAGUCGCACCAGAAGUCCAUGUCGCAACCCAUCAGCCCCAGUUCCCAACAGGCCAAUAGCCCUGCUGCCACCCAGAACUUGGACAAAGUUGUCUCCCAGCAGGCGGCACGAAAUGCGCAGUUCAAGGAAGAUCUCGCAAAGUUUAACAAUGGCGUGUUCAACAUGCACACCCCGUCUAUGAGCAGCAGCUCUGCCGCUACUGGCUCUCGGGCCAGUGUCGACUCGGCCAACUACAGCUUGAACAACACCACAAGCUCCCCAUCAGCAUCUUCCCAUUCCAAUGUCGGCGCGAGCUCGUCGUGCGGCACAUCCCCCGAGCCAUUCACCCAAUCUCCCAUGGGUUUCAAGCCCGUUGAUACCCUCACCACAAUUGGUCUCGAUUUCAGCAACAACAGCUUCGAUUGGAUCGUCCAGCAGAACAAUGGUGGCCAGUUUGACCCGCAAUUGUUUGGCGAUUACCGCGAGCCUCAGGAGAAUGUUAUGACCAACAACACAUUUGACGACUUGUUUAAUGACUCGCUUGAGGCCGAUUUCUUCACUCCUUAUAACAUUGCUGCUAGCCCUAACCUGCCGAAGAAGACCAAUCUCAUUGAUGAAAUCGAUGCAAAGCAAAACGCAGAUGAAGAUGUCACUACAAAGUCAAACAUGAGCUGUAACCAGCUUUGGGAAAGGCUACAAGCAUGCCCCAAGGCUCAGAAUGGCGAGUUUGACCUGGAUGGCUUGUGCUCAGAACUUACCAAGAAGGCAAAGUGCUCCGGAAGUGGACCAGUCGUUGCGGAGCGAGAUUUCGACAGCAUCCUCAAGAAGUACAUGGGCAAAGAGGCGGCUGAUUGCUCGGCUGAAAAGCUGGGCAUCUCACUUGAAAAGAGCCAGCCCGAGCCGAAUCUCGUGAUGCCAUGA
This is a messenger RNA of Trichoderma breve, 1704 nucleotides long. RefSeq names its product transcription factor PAP1 domain-containing protein. Gene Ontology annotation, cellular component: RNA polymerase II transcription regulator complex. The record is from RefSeq and is a predicted model, not a curated record. NCBI's taxonomy places the organism in Eukaryota, Fungi, Ascomycota, Sordariomycetes, Hypocreales, Hypocreaceae. The transcript has 4 exons. Bases 1 to 1704 code for a protein of 567 amino acids. Gene Ontology annotation, molecular function: transcription cis-regulatory region binding; DNA-binding transcription activator activity, RNA polymerase II-specific.